AAAAUGACAACUCCUUGUUUUGUAGGGUUCUGGCAUCUUCCAGCAUUCCUCUUCUAUCAAAUAUGUGCAGAUCUUUCGGGUACAGAACAAACUGGGAAAAAAAGAACAACAUCACCUAUCCUCCACAAGGGCCAGAUGAGCCUCGAAGACCAGCAGAAGUAUACCACAGUCGAAGAGAUGUCAAAUAUGACAAGGAUAAGAUGUGGUACCUGGCCAAGUUGAUACGGGGAAUGACCAUUGAUGAGGCACUGGCUCAGUUGGAAUUCAACGAUAAAAAGGGUGCAAAAAUAAUCAAAGAGGUUCUUCUGGAAGCCCAGGAACUGGCAGUGAGAAAAUAUAAUGUAGAAUUUAAAUCCAAUUUAUACAUUGCUGAAUCAUUUUCUGGAAAAGGACAUUAUUUAAAAAGAAUCCGCUACCAUGGCAAAGGCUGUUUUGGGAUUAUGGACAAAGUCAAAUGUCAUUAUUUCGUGAGAUUAGUUGAAGGACCACCUCCACCUCCAGCACCUGCAAAAACUGGAUUUGAUCAAGCUAAGGAGUACGUUGAACAACUUCGGAAACGAACCAUAAUUAAUACACUAUGACAGCUCUCAUAAGAGUAUAUCUGUUUUUCCUUUUUGAUUUAAAAAAUGUAAAUAAAGUACAUUUUAUAAAUACA
Messenger RNA from Thamnophis sirtalis, 655 nucleotides. The record is from RefSeq and is a predicted model, not a curated record. NCBI's taxonomy places the organism in Eukaryota, Metazoa, Chordata, Lepidosauria, Squamata, Natricidae.